UUGAAGUGAGUUAGAGCUUCCUCUGUGGGAUUCUUCCCCUUGUCCUGACGUCAGCUGGAUGUGGGGAUUUUUAUUCCCCAUCCCAGCCUCAAAGUGACUCAUUCACGGAUCAGCGCCACAGCAGCAACUCAAAGCUGGUGUGCAUGCAUCUGAACACCUGAACACCAAAUCAAAAUGCUGCCCGGCGCUCUCCCCCAGCAGUGAUGCCCGCCGUCGGCCCCCCCGCACCCUUCCUCUGCGCGCUGCUCUACGCGGCGGUGGCCCUGCAGCGCUCCGACCCGCGGCUGGCCUACGUGACCCCCGGCGGCGUCUUCUACUACUCCUGCAGCCAGGACCCGCAGCCCUGCAGCGUCUCCUCGCUCUCGGACUGCAGAUGCAAAGACGCGCACCACCCGCAGCCCCACCCGCCGCCCGCCUCCGGGACGAGGCCCCUGACCGUGUGGUUCACGUCGCCGCUGAACGCCGCGCGUCUGCUCAACAACUCCGAGGUGACGCACCUCACCCUGAUCCGCUGCGGCGCCGGAGGGCCGGGGACGGCCUCCUCCUCCUCCUCCCCGGGGGGGCAUUUCGCCGUGAGGCACCUAGAGAGGCUGACGGUGGUGGACGUGGACAAGACGCCGGUUCCCCACUGUCCAGCGGAGGCGAACGGGGCCUGGGACGCGCGCUCCAACAGCGGCGCCGACAGAGACAACGGCGUUCGCCCGGACACGAGUAAAUACAAAAAGGACAAAGGCGCGAACCCGGACGCGGCGGCGAAGAAGGAGUCUGUGACUCUGUCCUCGCUCCAGUGCCAAGACAUCUUCCUGGGAAGGGAGCUGGGAGCGACCAGGCUGGGAAUCAUCCACAGCUCCGUGCUGGAGUGGGGGGCGGAGGUCAAGGCCUACACCGUGCAGACGCGCAUAGACGAUCGCGGCGCGCUGCCGUUCCCCGAUCUCCACCUGGCGAAGUUACCGGAGGCGUCCGUCAUAUACGUCAGCUUCGUGUACUGAGGAGCGGAGGAGCCGCAAACAUCUUAAAGAUUCAAACCCCGCGGUUUUCCCAGGCGGCCUAAAAAUUUUGCACAGCUGUUCAUCGGAAUGAAAGAAUAUGAGCUAAUCUGUGUCCGAGGGAGCAGAAGAGCCUGCCAUCCCUCUCCAGAUGACCCUUUGUUUUUCCACCAUGAAGUGCAUCCCACUGAAGCUCUGAUUCCCACUGGAUGUAGAGCUGGGUUUUUUUCGGAUUUUUCUAAGACGUUUUAUUUGUAGGUCAGAAUGUCCUGAUUAGAGGGAGGACAUUGAGCUAUUUUGAACUUUGUGCAACAUCAAUUUCACCAAACCCCGCUCUGGCAUUUCCACAGCUGACCUAUGACCUUCUGUGGGAGAAAGAAUGGAGGGACGUUCUCCCUCUGGAAUCAAUGAAUCAUUCUAAAUGUGGAACGCAUGGUUGGUUCCAGGAUUCAACCACGAGGUGGCAGCAGAUACAUUUGAGUGGAAGAGGAAGACGCAAAUUGAAGCGUUCAAGGAGGACCAAGCCGGCCGAUGGCAGGAGGAAACACGUUUUUAUUUCUUCUUUGUUUUCUUAAAGAAUCCAAACUUACACAUUUACAAAUGUGUCAUGACGUGUCUCAGCACUUUACAAGCCUGUGGGGAAUAUUGUUUUUUUAAAAGACAGCAAGGCUAUAAUAUUGAUAAAUUAUGGCAUGAUAUUUAUUUGAAAUCAGUAAUGUCAUCACCAUUGAACAGAAAUACAUGAUUUACUCGUCGCCGUUCACUGAUACUGAAACCACGUCUUGUGAUGCAUUGUUAUAAUCUGAUCUAAUAAUAAUCUUGUUUUAAA
This is a messenger RNA of Pungitius pungitius (ninespine stickleback), 1815 nucleotides long. RefSeq lists its product as uncharacterized. NCBI's taxonomy places the organism in Eukaryota, Metazoa, Chordata, Actinopteri, Perciformes, Gasterosteidae. The coding region runs from base 204 to 989 and encodes 261 amino acids. The record is from RefSeq and is a predicted model, not a curated record. The transcript is spliced from 2 exons.